UUCCGGGUCGGGCUGAACUGCAGCCCCGCGCUCUGCUCGCUGCGCCGGUCCCCGGUCCCCGGCUCUCCGGAUCUGGGCAGUCGCGGCUACGGGGGCCGCUCCCGGGGCCUCAUGGCCGAGGGGGACACAGGGAGCGACCAGAGGCAGAAUGAGGAAAUUGAAGCAAUGGCGGCCAUUUAUGGCGAGGAAUGGUGUGUCAUUGAUGACUGUGCCAAAAUAUUUUGUAUUAGAAUUAGCGACGAUAUAGACGACCCCAAAUGGACACUUUGCUUGCAGGUGAUGCUUCCCAGUGAAUACCCAGGUACAGCUCCACCUAUUUAUCAGUUGAAUGCUCCUUGGCUAAAAGGGCAAGAACGGGUAGAUUUAUCGAACAGCCUUGAGGAAAUAUACAUACAGAAUAUUGGUGAAAGCAUUCUUUAUCUGUGGGUGGAGAAAAUAAGAGAUAUUCUGAUACAGAAAUCUCAGUUGACAGAACCACCAGGCCCAGAUGUAAAGAAGAAAACUGAAGAGGAAGAUAUUCAGUGUGAAGAUGAUCUCAUUUUAGCAUGUCAGCCAGAAAAUCCAGUUAAGGCAUUGGAUUUUGAUAUCACUGAAAAUCAGCCAGAAAUAGAAGAGUUACCUCCAAUUGAUCAUGGAGUUCCUAUUACAGACCGAAGAAGUACCUUUCAGGCACACUUGGCUCCAGUAGUUUGUACUAAACAGGUGAAAAUGGUUCUUGCCAAAUUGUAUGAGAAUAAGAAGGUAGCCAGUGCCACUCACAACAUCUAUGCCUAUAGAAUAUACUGUGAAGAUAAGCAGACAUUUUUGCAGGACUGUGAGGAUGAUGGGGAAACAGCGGCUGGUGGACGUCUUCUGCAUCUCAUGGAGAUUUUGAAUGUGAAAAAUGUCAUGGUGGUAGUAUCACGCUGGUAUGGAGGAAUUCUGCUAGGACCAGAUCGUUUUAAACAUAUCAACAACUGUGCCAGAAAUAUACUAGUGGAGAAGAACUAUACAAGUUCACCUGAAGAAUCAUCUAAGGGUUUGGGCAAGAACAAAAAAGUAAAAAAAGACAAGAAGCGGAGUGAACAUUAAUACUUGAAACUAUAUGAAAGGGUAAUUUUCCUAUAAUGACAAACAUCUUCUAUAGUCAUCAGGAAUAUAUGAUCCUGACUGCUCAAGUCAGCCAAUUCAUCAUGGACACCAGCAUUAUCUUUUCUUCUUUAGUAUAUCAUCUGCCAAAAAUAGAGAACUUAGACUAUAUUCAUGUGUGUUUUUGGCUUUUUGAGAAGAACUAAUUUGUGCUUAAUCAUUAACCUAUCAAAUUUUAGGAAAGUGACAGUUGCCCAGGCCAGUGCCUGAAUUACUGCUUCACUUAAGUACAUGUCAAGUGCCUUUGUUAGGUGGGGAAGAAAUGUCUCCAAAGGACUAUAAAUGCCUGGUUUCUUGUCAUUGAGGUUCUUGUACUGUUAAAUGAAUAUUGCCUUUUCUGCUCAUUAUGGCUUAUUGACAUAGAAGGUCACUGAAGUUUGAUGUUGGAGAAUUUCUUCCUGUGAUUUCAGUUCAAAAUGUGCCAUUUUUCAUUUUAGAGUCUUUGUCAUUGAGUAAUAAGAGAAAAUCCAGAAGUAUCUAUCCACAGUUAUGUGCUGAGGUGGUAAUUUAUCAAACAUUUGUUAGCUUAAGUGUUACGCCUCAAUUUCUGUCAGAAAUUGGUGAUAGUGAAAUUUCAAAAAGUGAUUUUGUGGUCUUUACUUUUUGUUGUUUAAUUCUUGUAAUGCAAAACAAAGAAUAUGGAAUGUCAGUAGGCUCCUUCCACCUCUGAACUGUGCUCAUGUCAUAUUCUGGUCUAACAACCUGGUUGUAUCUUUCUUCUGGUCUUCAUUAAGGUACUUAAACAAUGCUAGGAGCUAUACUGUGGCUCAUGGGGCAUUUAUAGACUGGAUGACAAAACUGUACUAGUCUGAGGCAAAAACUGUAAUAAAUUUGGUACUUAUUUCUCUGUGCUCCUUUUUAAAUACAUGGUUUUUGUGGAGAGAAGGAAGAGCAGAUAUUUUGAUUGGAAACAACUCCUCUAAUUCUUAGCAAAUUUAUUUCACCUGCAAGUUGCCUGUAGGCUUUCAAACAACAUUGUUUCCUUUCAGAUAGGCUGUCAGACAAUUAGAAGUGAUCAACUGACCAUAGAUUUGUGUAGGAGCUCUUUCCUAAGGAAGAGAACAGACAUUAGGAGGCAGCUUUGGAGAGGCGUUAGAGCAACAAA
This is a messenger RNA of Perognathus longimembris pacificus (Pacific pocket mouse), 2233 nucleotides long. RefSeq names its product impact RWD domain protein (gene Impact). The record is from RefSeq and is a predicted model, not a curated record. The transcript has 11 exons. The coding region runs from base 112 to 1071 and encodes 319 amino acids. Gene Ontology annotation, cellular component: cytoplasm. Lineage: Eukaryota; Metazoa; Chordata; Mammalia; Rodentia; Heteromyidae. Gene Ontology annotation, biological process: regulation of translational initiation. Gene Ontology annotation, molecular function: protein binding.